This is a messenger RNA of Psammomys obesus (fat sand rat), 3198 nucleotides long. RefSeq names its product BICD family like cargo adaptor 1 (gene Bicdl1). Gene Ontology annotation, biological process: vesicle transport along microtubule; Golgi to secretory granule transport. The record is from RefSeq and is a predicted model, not a curated record. Bases 35 to 1897 code for a protein of 620 amino acids. NCBI's taxonomy places the organism in Eukaryota, Metazoa, Chordata, Mammalia, Rodentia, Muridae. The transcript is spliced from 10 exons.
GGCCGCACCGCAGCGGGCUCGGCGCGCGCGGGCCAUGUCCGCUUUCUGCCUGGGCUUGGCCGGCCGAGCUUCAGCACCCGCCGAGCCGGACAGCGCCUGCUGCAUGGAGCUGCCGUCUGGGGCCGGGGACGCAGUCCGGAGCCCCGCCGCCGCCGCCCUCGUCUCCUUCCCCGGGGCCCCCGGGGAACUGGAACUGGCCUUAGAGGAGGAGCUGGCGUUGCUGGCGGCCGGGGAGCGGCCAUCCGACCCCGGGGAGCAUCCUCAGGCGGAGCCGGGGUCUCCGGCUGAGGGGCAAGGACCGCCGCCGCCUACCCAGGAUCCGGAGCUGCUGUCCGUGAUCCGACAGAAGGAGAAGGAUCUGGUGUUGGCGGCCCGGCUAGGCAAGGCUCUGCUCGAGAGGAAUCAGGACAUGAGCCGACAGUACGAGCAGAUGCACAAGGAACUGACGGACAAGCUGGAGCACUUAGAACAAGAGAAGCAUGAACUGAGAAGACGAUUUGAGAAUCGAGAGGGGGAGUGGGAAGGACGGGUGUCCGAGCUGGAGACUGAUGUGAAGCAGCUGCAGGAUGAGCUGGAGAGGCAGCAGGUCCACCUUCGGGAGGCAGAUCGGGAGAAAACUCGAGCCGUCCAGGAGCUGUCAGAGCAGAACCAAAGGCUGCUGGAUCAACUCACCAGGGCAUCCGAAGUUGAAAGACAGCUCUCCAUGCAGGUCCACGCACUCCGAGAAGACUUCCGGGAGAAAAACUCAUCCACCAACCAGCACAUCAUCCGGCUGGAGAGCCUUCAGGCUGAGAUCAAGAUGCUGUCAGAUCGGAAGCGGGAGCUGGAGCACCGGCUCAGCGCCACAUUAGAGGAGAAUGACCUUCUUCAAGGGACUGUGGAGGAGCUCCAGGACCGGGUGCUGAUCCUAGAAAGGCAGGGCCAUGACAAAGACCUGCAGCUGCACCAAAGCCAGCUGGAGCUCCAGGAGGUACGAAUGUCCUACCGGCAGCUGCAGGUCAAAGUGGAGGAGCUCACAGAGGAGAGGAGCCUGCAGAGCUCUGCUGCUACCAGCACAUCCCUGCUGUCAGAGAUCGAGCAGAGCAUGGAGGCCGAGGAGCUGGAACAGGAGAGAGAACAGCUGAGACUGCAGCUCUGGGAAGCCUACUGCCAGGUGCGCUAUCUCUGCUCACACCUUCGAGGAAGUGACAGCGCCGACUCAGCCGUGUCCACAGACUCCUCCAUGGAUGAGUCCUCAGAAACCUCCUCCGCCAAGGACGUGCCUGCUGGCAGCCUGCGCACUGCCCUCAACGAUCUCAAGAGGCUCAUCCAGAGCAUUGUGGAUGGCAUGGAGCCUACGGGCACCCGGAGAAUGGAUGAUGAGUCCUUAGAAGAACAAAUAAGGCAGACCAGUGAGGACUCAAGAGCCCUGAGGGAGCUCAUGGAGGGAGAGAGGGGUAAACUGAGGCAGAGCCUAGAAGAGCUGCAGCAACUCCACAGUCAGGUGACUCUGCUGAGUGUGGAGAUGACUGCUCUGAAGGAAGAAAGGGACCGACUCAGAGUGACAUCUGAGGACAAGGAGCCAAAGGAGCAGCUUCAGAAGGCCAUCAGGGACCGGGAUGAAGCCAUCGCAAAGAAGAACGCUGUAGAGCUGGAGCUUGCCAAGUGCAAGAUGGACAUGAUGUCUCUGAACAGCCAGCUCCUGGAUGCCAUUCAGCAGAAACUGAACCUCUCACAGCAGCUUGAGGCUUGGCAGGAUGACAUGCACAGAGUCAUUGACAGGCAGCUGAUGGACACGCACCUGAAGGAACAGAGCCGGCCUGCUGCUGCCUUCUCUAGGGGCCACGGCGAAGGGCGGGGCCAGGAACACAGCACCAUGGAUGGCAAACGGCUCUUCUCCUUCUUCAGGAAAAUUUAAGUGUGGAGGAGUCAGGCCAUUGAGGAUGGGGGACUAGCGGCAGUUGAAAAGGGUCUCCCCUCAGCUGUGGCUGGGCAGCUACACUGCCUGCCCGCCUGCCCUGGGACCCAGUUGGUUCCGGAAAGCUCACUCUCUUUUGUCAAUGUAAUGGAGACUGAGAGAUAGGUGGCCUGGCUUGUCCUCUGAAGGCUGCUCCCCACCAAGCGACAGGAAUGAACCCCUGUCCCCACUGCCCAAGCCAAGCCUCAGCCUGGGCUUCCCCAGGAUCCUGUUAGUGGUCAGGCUCAGUCUCUUCCCAUGCAGCCCACCGAUGGGCUCUGCCAUUCAGACCCAGCUGAUCACAGCCCACCCUAAAGGCUCUGCUGUCUCCUUGGAUUUUGAACAUGGGGAGCAGAGAGUGAGGCCCUCCUGUGCAUGUCUCAGGAGGCCUGAGCCUCCACUCCACCCCAGCCACUGGCCUGGAGUGAGGGGAGGCACAGCCCUCACCCACGUGCAUGCACCUCUGCUGGAGCCCCUGUAACACAGGAGGCCUAGCCUGUGGCUGUGGGGCCUAAGAACUGGGUGUACCCAAACUCUGCUGAGGCCAUCCUGUACCCCAGGGAAGGUCCUGUCUUCUGGCUGCCACCACUCAGCUUCCUCCAGUGCAGUCCUUACCCCUAGGGAGGCCUGGGCCAGGCAGCAUUUCCAUUAGCCCUCUUUAGGCUGUAGCCUUCCAGACUCCCACCACCCACCACCACCACCACGGGGUAGGGCUGGGAGGGCCCUUGUCUUCCACAGCCCCCUCCACCUCAAAUACAACCUCUUGGCCAAGCCGAGCACGUGCAGGCCAGAGAACGGCCUCCGAGGGGCCUGGUUUAACCAGCCUUGCACUGAAGGCAGCAUGGGUGCCACAGGUGGAUGGGGUAAGGCUGCUGGGAGCCUCCACAUAGUGCCCACCAGGCCUCCAAGGGCCACGGUCUGCAGCCUGCUGCUUCUGCUCCUUCUGCAGUAGCCACCCCACCUCUGCUGAGGCCCCAGCUCAGGCUGUGCGGGCCCGGCCUGCAGGCCUGCGGCUGCGUACCACUCACUGAGCCUCCUGCCCUCACUGCGGAAAAGCACAGCAGGGCUGAGCAGAAAGAAUGUACUUAUAGAUAUGUACAUACCACAGUGCUGUAAUUUUGUAUGUAGCAAUUGUGUAAAUACACGUAUGAAUUUUAUAAUACACACAUAUAAAUCUAUAAAGGCAUAUUUUUAGAAAAACAGCGCAUCACUGCUUCUUUUGAAAAUAGUCUGAAUAAGAAUAAAAUGAAAUUUCUACAGAA